UUAAUGACCUAGUUAACAACUUAGUUAACAAUCUAGUUAAUGACCCAGUUAAUGACUCUUUUAACAACCCAGUUAAUGACCCUUUUAACAACUCAGCUAACAACCCAUUUAACAAUCCAAUUAACAAUCCAGUUAACAUACCAGUUAACGUAUUUGCUAAUGUACCAGUUAAUGUACCUGUUAACAUACCAGUUAACGUACCAGUUAACAUACCUGUUAACAGUAGCCCGAUUUGUCAUGCAGAUCAU
This is a messenger RNA of Ambispora leptoticha, 248 nucleotides long. The record is from the annotation of a GenBank genome assembly. NCBI's taxonomy places the organism in Eukaryota, Fungi, Glomeromycota, Glomeromycetes, Archaeosporales, Ambisporaceae.